This is a messenger RNA of Ciona intestinalis (vase tunicate), 961 nucleotides long. RefSeq names its product mediator of RNA polymerase II transcription subunit 4-like. Gene Ontology annotation, cellular component: mediator complex; core mediator complex. The record is from RefSeq and is a predicted model, not a curated record. NCBI's taxonomy places the organism in Eukaryota, Metazoa, Chordata, Ascidiacea, Phlebobranchia, Cionidae. Gene Ontology annotation, molecular function: transcription coregulator activity. Gene Ontology annotation, biological process: regulation of transcription by RNA polymerase II.
CACAGAGCAAAAAGUGAAAUGAAGAGUGUACAUUGAACAUUUGAGUGUAAGAUAAUUUGUUUAUUAUUUAUUUAAGCCAUCAUGGAAUCGGAAGUGAGCACCAAAAAGCAACUGCUUUCACUGGUAGAUGAUGUUGAUCUGGUUAUCAGGCAGUUGUUCGACACCCUGUCUCAGCAAUCCUCUCAGAAUACUGUUGUCAAUCAAGUUGGGUCGGGAGAAAGUGAAACCCAAUCUCAUGUAAUGGAUGUUGGUCAACUGACAGAUUUACUUCUGCAAAAAAACAAGAAACUUGCAGAUCUAACUGAGGUUGCUUGUCAGCAACAAAAACUAGAAGUAAAAGUUAAGGCAACACGAGCAGAAAUUGCCAUGAAGGACACUGAGAUCAAAUGUCUUCAAAAGCAUUUAAAAGCAGCAGAACAAUUGUUGGGAACUGCAUUGCACCAAGCUAAGGAGAAACUGAAGUCAUUUGACCAAGCAAAUAAAGGUUCUGUGAUGUCAGAAGACAUAAUAAAAUAUGCUCAUAAGAUCAGUGCAUCGUGUUCAACGGCUGCUCCUUUAAACUGGACACCCGGUGAUCAGCGAAGACCUUACCCACAGGAUAUAGAAAUGCGAUGUGGUUGGCUUGGUCAAAUAAACAACUCCGACAUGAAUGUUAAAGACCCAAUGCUCAAACCACCUGCUCAGCUAGGAACAGACGGAAUUCAAAUGCCAAGUUUUUCAAGCAACUCACAGUGGCAAAAGGGAAACCAGAGCAUGGAUAUGUCAACAUUCACAGAUGGAAGAAGCACGGAAGAUGUUGAUGUGAUGUCCUCUGAUUCAUCUUCUUCAGACUCUUCUGACUCCAGUGGAGUCAAUGAUUGAAAAAAGAAAGAAAUGAAGAUUUUGAAAAUGCUGCUGAGAGAUAGAGAUGGCUGCAGUGAAGCGGUUUUGGGGAAAUUAUGACAGAUACCUCAUGCAAAAA